Messenger RNA from Caenorhabditis auriculariae, 7083 nucleotides. Lineage: Eukaryota; Metazoa; Nematoda; Chromadorea; Rhabditida; Rhabditidae. The record is from the annotation of a GenBank genome assembly.
AUGCUUGUAAAAGGGUCCUCGAAAGACCUUCUCCGUUUUUCCCUAGUUGAUAAGUUGUCUGCGUCCUGGCCUGAUUUGCUCGCAUGCAGCGCGCAAUCCGUUUUGAGAGAACGACUCGGUUUGAACCGGUUUUCGGCAAGUUAAAGGAGCUGCUGGAAAUUUGCAUUCCAGCGCGCAGGUCCUUAGACACUGUUUAGAGCAUUGCGAGCGAUUCUGUUCUCUCCGCGUUUAUCAUUCUCUCUAAACUGAUGUUUACGCGCUCAUAGGAGCGCCAAAGUGGUCCCUAGAGGAGGGAUGCGGAGGAAAAACAGUCCCUAUAGGUAGGGUCCGCAAGCCAUUUCUUCAAAACGAUCCAAUUAACAGAAACAGUUUAUUUUUAAAGUGGAACUUUAGCUAGUAUAAACGCCUCAAAACCGUUUCUGCAACAAAAAAUCGUCAUUUUGGUGGCGUGAAGGGGCGGGGCUUUGCGCCCCCUACCUAUAGGAAGCACUUUUUUGUCGCCUGUAGGGGCUUCGGGUACGAUUAUGAACACUAACCAGGGAACUUUUUUCACCCCCCGAUUGAACUUUUGCUGACAUUUGCUUAAGUGUACUUCAGGACCUCCUGAUUGCAGAACAGGAAGAAAAUUUCUCGCAAUAGAUCUUGUUUCCGAGUUAUGGAGCUUCAAAGUGUGCAAAAUACGCAAAUUAGGCCAAAAAAGCGCUAUUUCGGGUUUUUAAAGUCUCCUAACUCGACAACGAGAUCUAUUGCGAGAAAUUUUCUUCUUGUUCUGGAAUCAGAAGGUCCUAAAGGAAACUUCAGCAAAGUUUCAGCAAAAGUUCAACCGGGGGGUAAAAAAAGUUCCCUAGUAAGACCUUAAUGCUUAAGGGGUUUUAUAUGUCUUUAAUUUUCUGUUAUGAUUUCAAAAUCAAAAAGAAGCUUGUAAUAAAACUUGAUCGAUUAUUCCUCUAUUGAUAGUUUUUUAUUAGGAAAACGCUAAUUUACCAAGUUCUUCGCUUGGAACUGCUUCUUCUCAUAACAUUAAACGACUAGCAUGAUCUUCAUAGUGGCCACUAACUAAAACCCCUAGAGCAGAAAGGCCCAGAGAAAAAAGGAGCGAAGAAAGCGCGUUGCGGCCGCGAAGGUCUGAGUUUUCAGUCAAAUCUGACGUCUACAUUUUUUUCUGCCUGAAAAAUACUUUGAACGCGACAAUAAAGGUGCAAAUAUACGUUUGAAAGAAAAUAUUCAACUUUUUGAAAAUCGCGAAAAAUUCUCUUCGGCUGUUCGAACGUUAAUUUCAAGAAAUAGUUUUUUCUAUAGCCUGUGUACCACGACUUGGAAUUUCACCAAACGACAUUCCGCUGUGCCGCUGCGCGCCUUUGCGAAUCUUGGUAGCGCCUUUUAAUCAUUUUUCUUUUAUUAAGGUAUUCUGAUUUGAUGUGCUCCAAUAGCAACUACGAUCAAUGGAAAGUGUGACCUAGAUUCGAAAGACGCUUCGCGAACACACGCAGCGGAACAGCGGAAUGUCGUUCCGUGAAAUUUCAAGUCGUGGCACACAGACUAUAUACCUUAUUCAUUGUUCCAGAAACUUUGAAGUUUCUUGAAGUUUGAUUUCAGACUCGGCCCAAGAUGAAAGACUAUUUUUCAUAAUCGGAGAGAAAGGGAGAAGGUUGGAAUCGAGUGAAGGCAGUUGACGCAGGCUCCAAUUAUGGUCGGGUGAGAUUUUAUUUAAAAUAAUUAAUGAGACCACGUGAAAAUCCAAGUUUCCUUUCCAAAGGCGCACAAGCCAAGGUCGAAUUUGCAAAACUGGUUUUCAUCCGAACCCGUACUCCUUCAUACCGAAGGCAAACCCUUGUUAGUCCUGGCCGCCGAUGCUCAGUGAUCAGCUUGAUCCAGCAUCGUAUCUUUUAAAAAAGUUCCCUCAGUCCUUUUGAUCCUGUACAGUUGGCACCAAACCUCUUCACGACUUUCAAGCACCAUAAAUUUUCUUACGCAUUUUUACUGAAGCGCUCUUUUUUUUUCGAAUAAAUGUUUCGCAUUUUCUUGAUCUGAUAACGGUAACAGUUGCUGUUUUGGAUUGAGAUAACCGGUUUUUUCUUGCAAAGAGAUCAUUAUCAGGCCGCCCAAGUUCCGACCGGAACGCCCUUCGACUCAAAAACGUACGAAAAGAAUGGACACCUACGCUUUGAUCGAGCAUCGAUGAUUGGAGCGUGGGUGCGGAUAUAAAAGAAAGAGACACCAGACGAAGAUAUUUUCGAUGGUUUUGAGGGGAAAGAAAGAGGUCUUCAGGUGUCUGGGUCUCCGUCGAAGGUCGCGUCGACCGUUCGCCGGUCAUUCCCAUCGAUUUCCCGAUGCUCCUCGUCGUCGUCGCUGUCGUCGUCGGCCUCGCCUCGUUUGUUUUCUUUUCGUUCUCGAUUUUAUUGCACACUCCAAUUAAUUUCCUCCUCACGUACAAGGCUUUAUUCUAUUUUUGACAUGAGAACAGGUCGUUUCGGAAAUCGUCGGGUUGCUUUUGCCAUUAUUCCGAGGUACAAUGGCCAACAAUAAAUGUUGGGUUGAUAUUUUUAGCUUUUCGUGAAAUUUGAUGGCUUUUCUGAAUUGGACGACUUGAGUCCAAUUCGUCUGUUCACAAAUCCAAUUUUAUAAUUUUUUUUUUCUGAAAAAAGGACGUGCGGCAUAAAAUGACCCCAAUACAACAUCUUCUUUUGAAGAGAAAAUUUUGAGGAAAAACAGAUUGUAUUAAGCGCACGGAAAGUUUAAUUUUUGAGACUGGAAAAACGUUUUUGUAUGGUAGUUUAUAAUGAAAAAUGAAUAAUUCAUUAUUAUUCCUUUAAAAAAACUUUCAAAAAAAUUAUUUUCAUACUCCCCAGUCCCUUCCCAACAGAAAAAGCUUUUGUUUAUAUCGGCCGGCGGUAAGAAAUUCGAAAAAGCUUUUGAGAGAUGAUCUUUGUGCCCCCCUCCAAAAUGUUGUGUGUGUUUGGACCUCGAAGCUCUUCUGCAGAGUUUUAUCAAACUUACUGUAAGUUACUUACAACCGCCACCUGGAAAGAAUUUACUUAUAAGGCGCCAUCUUGUUCAGAAAGGAACUGUGAAAAAAAUUUGAGUUUAAAAUCUUUGAAGCUUCUGAAAUCGCAUUCAAACCAAUUUUAAAACUUAUUCGAAAAACUUUUCAAGCGCUGGUAAAGGUCGUCUGGUUCCACCCAAAAUCAAGGAAAAUGUUGUGAUUAGUCAGUCAGGAAAAUAGGUCGUCAGAGCAAAUGUUGAGAGAUUUCCGAGCAAACGUGAACUGUUUAUCUAGCCGCUCCUUGAAAGGCUUGAAAAGCCAUCUUGUGACAUAAAAUGUUAUUCAACUCUUUCAGAAGGCUUAACCUACCCGACUUUUGAAAAAUUAUAGGUAAAUGUGAGUUUUAAGAUGUCACUGUCCUCACAUGAUGAAGAUGGCGCAGACGGAAGGGCCAAGUGCGCCGGCACCGCUUCCCGAAGGCGACGAGGUGAGCACGGCGACGCGUCGGCGCAGACAUCGACGCGGUUUGCAGGGUUGGGACUACGACGUCACGGGAUCGGCUCCUGGAAUUCUUCCCGACGAGCACUUUAUCCAAACCACCCACGUAUAUCGAACAACUAGCCGUUAGUUGUUAAAUUCCUGUUUGGAGAAAAAAAACUCAAGUAUUUUUUGUAACAAGAACCUUUGUAUAGAAUUUAUUUUACAUUUUGAGAAAAAAAGGGAAACAUUUUCAGAAAAGUGCAAAAAAAUAUUUGCAGAGUCGGCCAAAAAAAGUUUUUCGGCACAGGUGGUGGAAAUAAUGCGAGAAUUAAGAGAACGACUAUCGAAGGCAGCUCGGCUGACGCUCGAAAAUGAAAAUGUGAGCGUUUACAAGAUGUUUUUUAAAAUAUUUGUUUUGAAACAUCUGAGCUUCGAAACUUGGAACGUAACUAUUGAAUGAAGAGAAUUAUGAAGUAUAUAAUAUGAUAUCAAAAAUCAGAUCGAGUGCGAAAAAGUCACCGACCAUUUCCGAUGCGAAGAGUUUCCCGCCAUCGGAAGCUUCAACUACUUGGUCGUCGAGGAUUCGUUUGUUUUUAUCACGACUUCAACAAGAAAUACCUAAAAAGAAAAAAGAGAUCUAUAUAGAACAGCUUCACCAAAUAAAAAAAAUUAAGUCUAUUAUUUCCAAAAAAAACUGCUUGAAAUUAUGAACACUUUACUCUGGUGCUCUCUGGAGAAAAUAAACGUGGGAACAGCCCGUAAGCUUGAGAGCGUCUUCAAGUGAAGAGAGAGCGCACUACAACUUUGAAAAGUACUCACAGGAAACUUGCCAAAACUCAACGUGAAAAAUUUUCUUUUUCGAACUACAUAUGAAAGGUGAUCACCAUUACAGGAAAAGAGGAGCGAUAAUCUACGACGUCGAUCGCAAGCUCAACGAUAGAAACCUCGGUACCAUCGAGAUGGCCCUCCUCGAGUUGGUUCUCAGACUCACUCCGAGUACCUAUUCCAAACUGCAGCGCGUUGUCGCGUCACUCUCCUCAUCCGCUGACGCGUUUCGCUUCAAGAGACGCCGAACGUGAAGUUGGCUUCAUUCGGGCCUUGUCCGCCAAGGAAACCGAGGUACUAAAGUAGGGCUUUCGUACCUUCAGAGAACUGGUCUGGAACAAAGGCUGGCAUCACAAGUCGUCGCAAAACGUGCCAAAAACAUAGUUGUUAUGAAGAAUGAUAAAGAAGAUGAGUUGUGGUAUGCGUUUUCGAAGUUUUUCAAAAACCUCCAUCUUUAAAAUUGUUCUUCUUUUGUCGCGUAUAUGCAAGAAAACAUGGACAACUUCACGUUAGCUGUUUGAAACGAACCUUGAUUUGCACAAAACCUUUCUAAGGCAUUGGCCAAACCGCCCUCGAGCGAUACAACCAUGGAGAAGUUCAGCCCCCUGGAGCUCAACCUGAUCGAUCCAGCUCUUCUUGAAAUCAGGUUGACGGUUUGGAACACUUGAAGUCGAAAAGGCACUGCAGGUGUUUGACCUCGGCUUGAGUCUCUGGAACGACUCGAACAGCUUCUUGCUUUCGAAUGGCAUUUCCUCUUGACAAGCAUCUUCCAGGUCGGGAGAAGGCUUGGACAGCGUCGAACACGAUCUCACAGAGUUCAAGACGCAAAAAGAGUUCGACGACGCUUUGAGCUCCAACAAAUUCGUUUUUGUGCUCUUUUGGAACAACGGUUCUUAUUUUUCAAACCGGAGAAGACGAAAACUACCAUAUCUUCGAAAAAAAAACUUUCAUAAAAAUUAGAAAAGAAAAAAAUUUCGUUUUUGCUCAGUUUAUUCUCAGUAUCCUUCUCUGAAAUCAAAAAAAGAAGAAGUUUACAGUGCAAAUGACGAGUCUGCACAUGUACAACCUGUUGGCACGCGUCAGCAAGCAGGUCAAUCGCGACGAGGUCCUUUUGGGACAGGUGUCGUGUCACAAACGCGCCGAGUUCUGCCAAGGACUCAAGGCCAACGACUUUUACACUCUUGUCGCCUACAGGUUCGUCCACUCUGAACAUAUCCCUCCAGUUCUCUAUCAGAAAUGGCAAGAACAUUGGAUCGACGCACAAAAUAAGCGAUGAGCAAUACUAUCUUAGCUGGAUCGAGCUGUUGGUUUCGUGGAAAGUUUUUAUUUGACGAUUUUUUUUUAGAAUGAAAGAAGGGCCGCUAUUGCAGCUGCAUGACGACUCCGAGUGGGGGGCCGCCAAAAAAGGUUUCUUGGUGAAAUAAAAUUAAAAAUGAGAGAGCAAGAAAAUUCUUGGAAAUUUUUAAUUCAAUUAGCUCAGCUCAAACAAAAAAGAACAUUUUUUCAGGAAUGUUUUUCAGUUUCAGCAUUCAUGGUUUUGCUUCGGUUUUCAGGACAACUGCUUUCUCGGAACCGCCAGUCAGUGACGAUCGGAGUGUUCCCCGACAAGGAAGACAUCGCUUUCAAGCAUUUCCAGAUCGUUGCCGAGAAACUCGCCGGAAGUUACUACCUCGCCUAUCUCAUCAAGGACGGGUGGGUCGUCGUGGACGGAUUCCUCAAGUCGGCGGGGGUUUCAGGCAGAAACCGAAGAUCUCGACCUACCGGUCCAUGGAACGACAGAAACGCGUCGCCUACGACGGUCGCUUCGACCCAGCCUCGCUGACUUCUUUCAUCUCUCGCAGUUCGCUUCCUUCUGUGGUGAUCGAGAUCAGCAGAGAGAAGAUGCCAAGAAUUUGCAGAUAGACAUAAGCGAUGGCUUCACAACCGACGUUCUGUUGCGACAACGACGGCCGGUGGCAUUGCUAGUUGCCGAGAAAUCAUUUGACGACGGCGUCUUCCAGAAGGUGGCUUCUCGCCAGGAGGUCCGCAAGAAUUUCGUCUUCGCCCAACUUCAACGGUAAUCCAUCGAAUAAAAUGAGAAAGGCAUGCCAUAGUUUUGAGAGACUCUGACCAGACAAAAGAAGUUCUUCUGAAGCUUAAACUACACGAGAAUUCAGAGCCAACGUUGGUCAUGAUUAACAAGGUCAGUUUUCCGAAAGCUUUUUUUUUAAUAAAAAAAAGCGACAAAAAAAUCACGACGAGAGGAUAUUGAAACAUAAGAGUUAGAGAUUUUAUGAGUUGAUAUUCGUAAAACUUCUACGAACGUUCGUUGAAAUGAAAAAGAGGUACACUCCCAUAAUGAACACUAGUGACUAGUGAGAAAAUUCUCUAACCAAAUUUGAUUAUGACACUGGCCGUCCUCUUCAGGAUCGCCUUCACUACAUACCUCUCUAUUCAAUCUCGGAUGCAGAUGAAAUGUUGAAACACAUGCAAAAAACACGAGAUGCUGAACCUGAUCGUAAUUUCAUGAUUUAACUCGAAUAUCUCAAAGGUUUCAGAAGUUUUACCCACACGAGAGCCUCAUCCUCUUCGAUACCUACAGGUCAAAAGAGUCAACCAGAUUUUCGGCUCUCAAGAGACAGUAGUCCUUCCGGACCAUAGUCUUUUCAUAGAUCAGGAGGUUCUCAGAGAUGAUACAUUGAAAAACACCGAAAUUCCAGCUUUUGAGAGACAGGCGAGAGAUUGUAGCGCCAAAGGCCGGCGGCGGAUGUCCGUUUAUGCAAGGAGGAGGCGUCGACCUCCAUGAAGAGCUCUGA